Messenger RNA from Antrostomus carolinensis (chuck-will's-widow), 498 nucleotides. RefSeq names its product homeobox protein cut-like 2. Lineage: Eukaryota; Metazoa; Chordata; Aves; Caprimulgiformes; Caprimulgidae. Gene Ontology annotation, biological process: regulation of transcription by RNA polymerase II. Gene Ontology annotation, cellular component: nucleus. The record is from RefSeq and is a predicted model, not a curated record. Gene Ontology annotation, molecular function: DNA-binding transcription factor activity, RNA polymerase II-specific; RNA polymerase II transcription regulatory region sequence-specific DNA binding.
GUGAUUGCACUUAGUAAGAGAAGCAAGGAGGCUGAGACGGCUUUCCUGAGCAUUUACAAGCAAUUAAUCGAAGCUCCAGACCCCGCUCCUGUGCUGGAGGCUGCCCGGAGCCUGGAGGAUCGGCUGCAGCGGCCCCAGCGCCUCGAGCCUGAACCGUCCCCGCUGAAGGACCUCAGCCGCCCCUGGAAGAAGCACCCGGAGAUCGUUGGCACCAAAGAGCGCAAAGAGGGGACGUCACCAGCAGCCGGGCUCACAGCAGCGGCCGAGCCCCCGCUCUCCGGCAUCGCUGGCAAAGCGCUGUGCGCCGAAACCUUGCUGCAGAGAAAUGAGGCAGAAAAGCAAAAGGCAGAUGAAGUUGCCAUGAUCAUGACGAACCUGGAAAAAGCCAACCAGCGAGCGGAGGCGGCGCAGAGGGAGGUGGAGAGCUUGCGGGAGCAGUUGGCAGCUGUGAAUAGCUCCCUCCGCCUGGCCUGCUGCUCCUCGCCGGGCACUGCUGGG